CAGAGAAAUGAAAGUAAGACCAGUGACGGUGCAAGUGACAUGUGCUACAUCAGUGUUAAGUGAAAAGUGGGUGUAUUCUGUUUGUUGUGCUAUAAAACAAUCUAUCCACCCACCAACAUAUCAUACAGCUGAGGAAACAGCUGCACAGUUUUUGACAGAGAUUCCAGUUGCAGAGAUGUUGCAAGGAAAUACUUCGAUCCUAGUUUGUAUCCUGUUUGUGCUGCUCACAUUAUGUGAUCAAACAGUUCACUGCCAGAAUGGACACAAAGAUUCUACACCUCUGAAAGACCUGAGACUCAUUCUGGUUGGAAAAACUGGAUCAGGAAAGAGUUCUUCUGGAAACACCAUCCUGGGGCGUAAAAAUGCCUUUGAAGAGGAAAUGUCCCCUGAGUCUGUGACUACAGGCUGUCACAGAGAGGAGAGAAAAGAUGGUGACCAGAGCAUCGUUGUCAUCGACUCUCCAGGGCUGUUUGACACAAAGAAAACAAAAGAAGAAGUGAAAGUAAAUAUUGAGGAGUGUAUUAAUCAGUCAGUUCCUGGACCCCAUGCUUUUCUGUUGGUGAUCAGUCUGAAGUCCAGAUUCACAGAAGAGGAGAGGGCAGCUGUGAAGUGGAUCCAGGAUAAUUUUGGCUCAGAUGCUGCCAUGUAUACCAUAGUCCUCUUUACACAUGCUGACUUGCUGGAGGGUAACUCUGUAGACACCUAUUUGGCAAAGAGCAAACAUCUACAGAGACUGAUAAACGAGUGUGGAGGAAGAUACCAUUCACUCAUCAAUGACCAGAGACGAGACAAAAUGCAGGUCAGAGAACUUCUAGAUAAGAUAGAAAAAAUGGUGGAGCGCAAUGGAGGAAGCCACUACACCAAUGAGAUGUAUCAGAGAGCUCAGAAGAAACUUGAGGAGGACAGGAAAAAGAGGGAGGAGGAGGAAGAGCGAAGAAAAAAGGAAGAGAGAGAAAGGAUCAGGGAGGAGGAGGAAAGGAUUACUUGGUGUAAAGCAGCAGCUGCUUCUGCCGUGGCAAUUUUUGGUGCAGGAGCAUUAAUAUCCUCAUAUACUGUCAUGUCAUUAGGUGCCGCCCUUGGAAUCUAUAACUUUAAUUGCACUAUAGAUAUGUUAACUUAAUUGUGAGACCUGUGACAAACAUAUGGAAGAGGUAAUGCAUGAUGGCUAAGUGUGAAACAAGCAAUUUUUGGCUUAUAGUAGCCUUUAAGGAGAUCCUGUUAACUAAAUCUUAAACUGAAAAAAGUGUGCAUACUUGGUUUGUAACUGGGAAUUAGAAAUACAUCAGAACAAAAAAUCUGUAACCAGACAUGUUACUCCCAUUGUUGAUAUUUUGGUAUUAUGAUUAUUUUUUUUGUUUGUUUUAAUUAGUUAACUAAUUAGUUGCAAACAUUCUAUAUUACACACACAAAAAAAAUCAUUGGAAUAACAUAAUUUCUUUAUGCCAUCUACAUCUCUUCUAAACAAAUCAAGUACAACCAGUCUAUCUUGACUGUGUUAUUUGAACAUCAUGUAAAUUUAAAGGUGAAAUGUCAUGUCUACAUACACCUACUUCUAUAUAUCUCACCUUUUAUUGGAUUAAAAUGUUUAUCCUUGGUCUAGUCAAA
Molecule: messenger RNA, 1605 nt
Organism: Lates calcarifer (barramundi perch)
Lineage: Eukaryota; Metazoa; Chordata; Actinopteri; Centropomidae
Product: GTPase IMAP family member 9-like
Exons: 3
Coding region: 8-1120 (370 amino acids)
Molecular function (GO): GTP binding
Source: RefSeq, a predicted model, not a curated record